Messenger RNA from Aspergillus ibericus CBS 121593, 5418 nucleotides. RefSeq names its product HECT-type E3 ubiquitin transferase UFD4. Gene Ontology annotation, biological process: protein polyubiquitination; proteasome-mediated ubiquitin-dependent protein catabolic process. NCBI's taxonomy places the organism in Eukaryota, Fungi, Ascomycota, Eurotiomycetes, Eurotiales, Aspergillaceae. The transcript is spliced from 7 exons. Gene Ontology annotation, cellular component: nuclear speck. Bases 1 to 5418 code for a protein of 1805 amino acids. The record is from RefSeq and is a predicted model, not a curated record. Gene Ontology annotation, molecular function: ubiquitin protein ligase activity.
AUGUCCUCCAGAAUCACUCGCUCAGCCGCGAGAGUAGCUGCAGACUCUAACCCGUCUACCGGCACUGGUCCCUCCCCUGCGAACGCGGCCGCUGGUACGGCUCCCACCCGGAAGCGAAAGGCCCCCGCACGACGUGAUCGAUCGGUAGACGCCCCGGAACAGUCGAAUCCUUCGUCUCCGCCCCGAAAGGCUAAACGACAGCGACGCGCAGCUUCUCCUCGAGCGGCGGCGCCUCCUGCUACCACUCGUCGUGGUACCCGUAAUCGCUCAGCUAUGUCCCAACCCGGUCCAUCAUCACACCCUACCGAGGAUUCAUCAAGGAGCCAGGCCUCCCCUCCGGCGUCUAGGCGGAAAUCUAGCAGGAGUGGGAAGGUGUCCCAAGAUAAUGCCUCGGCAGCACAGUCUUCGCCUCGUCGGCAAAAGAAGCGCCCUUCCAGAACCAGUCCCGAUGUGAUCAUGAAGGAGGCGGAAGAGGAGUUGGAGGAACAGGAACCGGAACCAAGCGAAGAACGGGAUUCUUCUCCUCCGAGUGAAAGCCACGAGGGUACCAACCCUUCAGGCCUCGAAGAUGAUGACGACGAGGAUGACGGGGACCUUUUCCACAACAGUCUGUUCGGGUCGCGGAGUCCCUUGGGACUUCAAAGCACCCUCCGUGCUCUGAGCGGCAUGAUGUCGGGCAUGUCUUCGCGUUUGCGAGAUAUUCUGUGCAAUCUGAGAAUGAAGGAUGACCCGUCCAUCCAGCUGAUUGCUCUGCAGGAGCUCUCUGAUCUACUACUUGUAUCAAAUGAGGAUAAUCUUUCCGGCCAAUUCUCCCCAGAUCCGUAUGUAAAGGAGUUGGUCGCCUUGAUGCAGCCAAGCGAUUUUGGUGAAGAAAACCCCGAGAUCAUGCUUCUUGCGUGCCGCUGUUUGGCCAACUUGAUGGAGGCCCUGCGAGGCUCCGUGGCCAAUGUGGUUUACGGAGGGGCUGUUCCAGUCCUGUGCCAGAAGCUUCUGGACAUCCAGUUCAUUGACCUGGCUGAGCAAGCUCUCAGCACUUUGGCGAAAAUAUCGGUGGACUUCCCGGCAUCUAUCGUGCGUGAGGGCGGCUUGACGGCCUGCUUGACUUAUCUUGAUUUCUUUCCGACUAGCACGCAGCGUACGGCGGUGACUACGGCUGCUAACUGUUGCCGCAACCUACCCCAUGACUCUUUCCCGGUCGUUAGGGACGUUAUGCCGACUUUGCUCAACGUUCUCGCGAGCAAUGAUCCAAAGGUUGUCGAACAAGGUUGUCUGUGUGUUUCCCGGAUCGUCGAGAGCUUCAAGCACAAGCCGGAGAGGCUCGAAGAGCUGAUCGAGCCUGCAAUGCUCAAGGCAGUGCUUCGACUGCUCUUGCCCGGCACCACCAAUCUGAUCGGCCCGCACAUUCAUACGCAGUUUCUCCGUGUAUUGGCCAUCACAUCCAAAGCCAGUCCGAGACUCUCCGUAGAAUUGCUCAAGAUGGAUGUGGUAGAUACGCUCUAUCAGAUUCUGACGGGUGUUUCGCCGCCGGCAAAUCUUGAUGACACAGCCGUCAAGAUGGAUAGUGUCCUCGUCAUGCAGGCGUUGAUUCAUCGCCCCCGGGAGCAGGUCUUCGAAACGCUCAAUGUUAUCUGUGAGUUACUACCGGGUGCCUCUAGCCGGCAUCUUCCCCAAGCGGACGGCUUGCCUGGCUUCCCUGCUGAGGGCGAUGCUGCACGCGAGCCAACAUCACCCAAGGCGAAGGAAUCUGCCGAAAAGCGACGCUCCUUACUCCUGGGCUGCAAGGUGGAGCUGAAGCGCUUCGCGAUGAUUUUGCUGCCGACCUUGACCGACGCCUAUUCUAGCACGGUGAAUCUCGAAGUGCGCCAAAAGGUGUUGACCGCCCAGCUCAAGAUGCUGCACAACUUGGAUGCUAGCCUAGUCGAGGAUGCAUUGCGGACCGUUCCAUAUGCCUCGUUCCUGGCGGCCAUCCUCUCUCAAAAGGACCAUCCGUCUCUGGUGUCUUCUGCACUACGCUGCGCAGAGAUUUUAUUCCAGCGCCUGGAACAUGUUUACCGGCAUCAAUUCCAUCGGGAAGGUGUCAUCUCGGAGAUUUUCAAGCUUGCAGAGGGGCCGCUGUCCACUGAAAAGCAAGGGAAGCCAACGGCUGAUUCCUCACCUGGUCCGGAUGCUUCUGCAGAAGCGAAGCCAGGCGGUAGCGCAGUAGACGAUGCCGGCGACGAGGGCGAGGGGGGAGAUGGCUAUGACGAGCAGGAUGAGGAUGACAACGAUGAUAUGUCUGAGUCAGGAAGCUCCUCCUUUUCCGGUCACGUCCUUUCCACCAGAAUCGAGAACGCUAUGCGGGAUAUCGUUACCCGCGAUGCCCGGGGCUUUGUGGACCUCUAUGAGUCGAGCCAGGGCAGAGACAUGCGGGACAAGGCAUUGGAAACGUUAAACGAACUGAAAGAUAUUGCAGCGCACAUCGAUGCGUUCUAUGCAGGCGAUGGUGAAGAAGAUGGCCUUUCACUUUUCAAAAAGCUUGCAGCGUAUUUCGAUGGGGACGCAUUGGAGAGUAUCACCAGCUCCGAACUUCUUAACUCCGGUAUCAUCAAGGUGCUGCUCGAUGUAUUUGGAGACUUCCAAGCUACAUCCAUGCGCGAGGCUCGUGCUGCUUUCUUGCAGGCGUUCAUGGGAUCGACCAUCUCUGAAAAGGCCCAAAGUCAAAGUACAGCCACGACACCGUUCAGUGUUUUGAUUCACAAGCUGCAGGAUCUGCUCAGCAGGACUGAGCAUUUUGAGGUUUCCGCCGUGAGUCAUAACUCGUUGGAGAAUACAAGAAGCAAUGCCGCGUAUAUGCUGGGGAAACAACUCCGGUUGAAGCUGGUGGCAGAUGAAGAUUCAGAUAUUCCUCGCACCUACCGGAACAUCAUGGUUUCGAUCCAUGCUAUCGCAACUUUCAAAGCCCUGGAUGAUUUCCUCCACCCUAGAAUUAGUCUGUCAGACCGGCCGAGACCAUCUCGCACCCGGGACACGAUCCUGUCUCAAAUUGCUAAUGCAGCACGUCUCCGGGAUCAGCUGGCCGGCGGCGAGUUCCCUGGCAGCGAUGCUUCCCAGCCUCGAUCGUCGACCACUUCGGGGAGACCACCCCGUCCAGGGGAGACUCGUCCGGGUGGUAACGAGUCACCAGCUGAGGGACAUGAUCACGGCUCCAGGUCCAGACGAUCUAGCCGGCAACAAGGCGCAGGUGGACAUGAACACGAAACUGAGCCCCUCGAAUGCGCCGAUGAACGGCAAAUGAGUGAUGAUGAAGAUCCGGAGGACGAUGGCGAGGACGAGGAAUUGAACGCCAUUGUCGAUGACUUGGAAGAUGAUCUCUCUGACGAUAAUGUCCAUGAUCCGACGGCAGUCAACAUGGAGGUGGCAUCUUCGGGCAAGGUCACUGCCCGGAAAGAAGACGGUACACGUGUGGCUACUCCCUCGCAGUCGACGUCAACAUCCAAAUCGUCCGCUUCUGCUUCCGGUUCCACAUCAAACCCACCGGGGGGUAAUUCGCUGGCAAUGGCUGGUCGCCCAUUCUCUUCCUACGCGGCCGCUAUGGCCUCAAUUCCGUCCGACUGGCAUAUUGAGUUCAGCGUGGAUAACGAGCCGGUCUCGAACGAGACGACCAUUUAUCGUGCCGUUCACCAUAACCGUCAACAUACGGACCCCAGCGCCAGGAAUGUUUGGUCGUCUAUCCAUACAGUCAAGUUCAGACGAGUCCCUGGACCGCCACCUCCGGAACCUUCCACGCUCACGCAGGGCACAUCCGGAUCUGCCGAGAAAAACGACAGCAAUGAGAUGCCAGCGUCGCUCAGUCAGGAUACAACGACCGCCUCAAUCCUGCGGUUGCUCCGCGUUCUGCAUGAGAUGAAUUCUACUCUCGAUGAUAUUUUGGCUGAGGCCAAAGAGCUGGUUGCCCUGAAACCUGAGCCUUUGGCCCAGUUUAUCAACACCAAACUUACCGCUAAGCUAAACAGACAGCUAGAAGAGCCAUUAAUUGUGGCCAGCAGCUGCCUUCCUAGCUGGAGCGAAGAUCUCGCCCGACUCUUCCCUUUCCUCUUCCCGUUCGAGACGCGCCACCUGUUCCUCCAGUCAACUUCGUUUGGUUACUCGCGCGCGAUGAUGAGAUGGCACAACUCGCAGAACGGAGAUGACAGCCGCAAUGAUUCCCGGCGUGACGAUCGGCCUAUUCUCGGACGCCUUCAGCGACAGAAGGUGCGAAUCUCCAGAAGCCGCAUUCUCGAUUCGGCUAUGAAGGUGAUGGAGUUGUAUGGCUCCUCGCCUAGCGUGUUGGAGGUUGAGUACUUCGAAGAAGUCGGCACAGGCUUGGGUCCCACACUGGAGUUCUACUCGACAGUGUCCAAAGAGUUUUCCAAAAAGAAACUCAAGAUCUGGCGAGAAAACGAUUGCAUCAAUGGCGACGAGUAUGCCUUUGGCAAGCGUGGUCUAUUCCCUGCUCCUAUCAGUGAAGAGCAAGCUGCAUCGGAAUCCGGAAAGAAACACCUACAGCUAUUCAAGAUCCUGGGCAAGUUUGUUGCUCGGUCGAUGCUCGACUCUCGGAUUAUCGACAUCUCCUUCAACCCGGCAUUCUUCCGCAUUGCCGACAGCUCGUCGUUUGUUACCCCCUCGCUAGGUACUGUGAAAGCGGUGGAUCAAGAUUUGGCCAAUUCACUGCUUCUAUUGAAGGCAUUUGCCAAUGCAAAGAAGGCGGUGGACGACAACCAGAUGCUGUCAAAGGCCCAGAAGAGCCAAGCCGUGCAGCAUAUCGAAGUGGGCGGGGUCACGGUCGAGGACUUGAGCCUGGACUUUACCUUGCCUGGCUACCCAGCCAUCGAGUUGAUCAAGAAUGGGUCCAACAUCCCGGUCACGAUCGAGAAUGUUGAUUUGUAUGUCGAUCGGGUCGUCGACAUGACUUUGGGCAGUGGCGUCCAGCGGCAGGUAGAGGCUUUCCGAGCCGGGUUCUCGCAGGUGUUCCCCUACUCCGCGCUGCGGACAUUCACUCCCAACGAGCUUGUUAUGCUGUUUGGCAGGGCUGAGGAGGAUUGGACUAUUGAAACUCUGAUGGAUUCAAUCAAGGCCGACCACGGGUUCAACAUGGACAGCCGCAGUGUGCGCAAUUUGCUGCAGACGAUGAGUGAAUUGAGUGCACCACAACGACGAGACUUUUUGCAGUUUGUCACUGGCAGUCCAAAACUCCCGAUCGGCGGUUUCAAGAGUCUCACACCCAUAUUCACUGUUGUCUGCCGUCCUAGUGAGCCUCCAUAUACGCCUGAUGAUUACCUUCCUAGUGUCAUGACCUGCGUCAACUACUUGAAGCUUCCGGACUACAGCAGCCUGGAUGUACUGCGCGAGCGGCUAUCGGUUGCCAUCAAGGAAGGCCAGGGGGCGUUCCACCUGUCAUGA